Neofelis nebulosa (Clouded leopard) is the source of this 1178-nucleotide messenger RNA. Its product is annotated as zinc finger protein 215-like. Lineage: Eukaryota; Metazoa; Chordata; Mammalia; Carnivora; Felidae. Gene Ontology annotation, biological process: regulation of DNA-templated transcription. The transcript has 7 exons. The record is from RefSeq and is a predicted model, not a curated record. The coding region runs from base 182 to 1081 and encodes 299 amino acids.
GGCGCAUGCGCCGCAACGUAGGCGCCAAAUCUGAGCGCGAGCUGGUCAGUCAGUCAGGCGAGGCUCCAGGCAGGCAAGGUCCUGGGUUUCCGUAUCCUGUUUUCAUCCGCUACAAUUCCACCCACCAUCUUCCACACCAGUGUUUUCUGUAGCAGCCUGCCUUUUAGAGUAUCUCCAUCCUAUGAAGGGCCAAGCUGUAAAGAUGGUGCACGUGACAGAUGUUUUGGCUAUCUUGAAGAGUCCCCAGCUCUUCCACCUACAUGAUCAAGAAGAGAAUCCAGAAACCAUCCCCAUAAGCAGUCCAGGGGCUCUGAAAGCUUCUCAUGAAACAUUUAGGCAUUUCCAGUAUCUUCCAGUGACUGGGCCUCACCCAGCUGUGAGCCAAAUCCAGGAGCUCUGCCGGCAAUGGCUGCAGCCCGAGACCCACACCAAGCAGCAGAUGAUGGAACGACUGGUGCUGGAACAGUUUCUGAGCACCCUACCGGAGGAGGUGCAGACCUGGGUGAGGUCAAAACAGCCUAAGAACAGCAAGGAGGCAGGAGCCCUGGUGGCCGGCUUGAUCCAAGCAUGUGGGGAGAAAGGUUUCCCUGCUCAGGACUUUGUCCUUGCCGAAAAGAGGAACACCAGAAAACAAAAGAAGGACACAGAGAUGUCUGAAAACCCCUUAUCUGCUGGACCCCAGGAGUUGGUGACUUUCCAGGAUGUGGCUGUGGACUUCAGCCUGGAGGAACUGACCUACCUUAGUGCUGCUCAGAGGAAUCUCUAUCGGGAGGUGAUGCUGGAGAAUUACAGGAACCUGGUCUCCUUAGGGUACCAGUUCUCUAAACCUGACAUUAUCUCACAGCUGGAAGAGGAGGAGUCACAUGUGAGGGAGGAAGACAGCGAUACAGAGAUGCAUCAUGAUCCCGGGGGCCCUUCCAGGGAAGACCAGAGACGGCCGGCUUACCGGGGGCCUUGCAGUCAUAAGCCCAGAACAUCGACCGACUUACCAGGGGCAUCGCAGUCACAAGCCCAGAACCAUGCCCUGCUCUUCGGAGACCCUCUCCUGGUGGAGAAGGAAAGAGCGGCAGAAAGAAAAUAAUAGCAAAAUCAUGAUAAUAAUAAUCACCAUCAUCACCAUCAUCACCACCAUCACCGUCCCCAUCAUCAUCACCACCACCACUAUCAUCAUCACCGCC